CUCUCCUUCCUUCCUCCAAAAAGAACCACCAGAGACCAGCCUUUUCUUCCUUCUCUCUCCUUCCUCCAUUUCAAACCCACAAGCCACAACACCCGACCAUUCCUUCCUUCUCUCUCCUUCCUUCCUUCAUUGCAGAUUUAGACACCACGGCGGCCGGUCGUGGAGGAGAAGCAGAGGCGCCGGCACACCGGCGGCCACGGAGGAGAGCGAAGGGAGACAUCCCCGGCGUAGGAGAGGCGAAAAUGGAAAGGGAAGGAUGGCGAUGGGAGACGCGCGGAGGCCUGGGGUCGUCGGGGAUGGGAGAUGGCGAUGUCGGGGAGGAAUCGGCGAGGAGAAACGAUGCUAUCUCUGACUUUGGCUCUGGCUCGCGGUGCCUGGUCUUCGAGGAAGGCGGGGAGGGGAGACAGAGUCAUCGGGGAGGGUGGCUGGGGUUUGGAUGGCGGAGGGCGAAGGUAAUGGCAGAGCUGGGCUGGAUUUGGAUGGCGGCUGGGCUGGGAUUUGGAUGGCGGAGGGCUAGGAUUUGAGUACGAAGAAGAAAUAAUUAGGGUUGGGGUUUUAUUAAAAGGAUGACUGGUCGGUUAUGUUCGGUUAGUCGGGUAAUCACGGUUAAUUAUACUCGGUUAUUCGGCUAGCCGAAAACCAGCUUUAUUCCACCGAACACCGACGAGGCAAAUAACCGUCGGUUUCUGCUUGCUUGAUUUCUGUUCUGAACUUGGAGAAUCUCGAUCUUAUUCUGCUGAUGGAUUUGCUUCCAGAACACAGAGUGGCACAUUCAUGGACGGUGAUCUGCUCGUCAAUCGCGACGGGGUUCGAAUCGUCUCUCAAUCCGAGCCCGACGCUCCGCCGCCAAUUCAGCCCGCCGACAACCAGAUGAGCCUAGCUGAUAUAGACACCAUCAAGGUCAUCGGAAAGGGGAAUGGCGGCAUUGUUCAGUUGGUGCAGCACAAAUGGACGUGCCAGUUCUUCGCAUUAAAGGUUAUACAAAUGAAUAUCGAGGAGUCUGCACGUAAGGCAAUUGCUAAGGAACUUAAAAUUAAUCAAUCAGCACAAUGCCCCCACGUCGUUUUGUGCUAUCAAUCUUUCUAUGAUAACGGUGCUGUUUCCAUUAUCUUGGAAUACAUGGAUGGUGGUUCCCUAGCAGAUUUUCUGAGAAAAGUUAGAACAAUUCCUGAACCAUACCUUGCUGCUAUCACUAAGCAGGUACUGAAGGGUUUGUUGUAUCUUCAUCAUGAGAAACAUGUUAUCCACAGAGACAUGAAGCCUUCCAAUUUGUUAAUAAAUCAUAGAGGAGAAGUCAAGAUCACUGACUUUGGUGUGAGUGCAAUAAUGCAAAGCACAUCAGGACAGGCAAAUACUUUUGUUGGCACUUACAACUAUAUGUCUCCUGAGAGAAUUAGUGGAGGAAAAUAUGACUACAAAAGUGAUAUUUGGAGCUUGGGGUUAGUGUUGAUGGAAUGUGCAACAGGUCAAUUUCCAUAUGCACCCCCAGAGCAAGAGGAAGGCUGGGUUAAUGUUUAUGAGCUUAUGGAAGCAAUCGUUGAGCAACCACCACCUCAUCUGCCUUCUGAUCAGUUUUCUCCAGAAUUUGGCUAAUUUAUAUCUGCAUGUGUUCAAAAAGACCCAAAAUAUAGACUGUCAGCACUUGAACUUAUGUCACAUCCAUUUAUGAACUUGUACAAGGACCUUCAUAUAGAUCUCUCAUCUUACUUCAAGAAUGCUGGCUCGCCUCUUGCAACCUUUUAAGUAUCUGAUUUGCCACUUCGUACCAGAUGCGGCUCAUGGAGACUCACUCUGAAAUAACUAAAGGGAAGUGUUCUAGUUAAAAUUUUGAAGUUCUGAGAAGUAUUCAGCUGCAAAACGCGGCAGGUAAGCAGCAAUGUGUCAAGAAGCACCAACUCGAGUAUCAAAUUGCUCAAAACAAUUCGUGUACUGUAAAACGAACUGCUUCUCUGCAGUGUAACUAGCGCGAGGUGUUGUUAUCUCUUACACUGGGAGGGGAUCCCCCUUGUAUAAUUUGAGUUGCCAGAGGAAAGAGUACCGUAACUUGCUUGUAUGACAAACAACAGUGUAUUAAAAAAACACACCACUUUGUGUGAAAGGUGUGUGGCUUUGUUUUUAACA
Molecule: messenger RNA, 2121 nt
Organism: Linum tenue
Lineage: Eukaryota; Viridiplantae; Streptophyta; Magnoliopsida; Malpighiales; Linaceae
Source: the annotation of a GenBank genome assembly